Messenger RNA from Lactuca saligna, 570 nucleotides. NCBI's taxonomy places the organism in Eukaryota, Viridiplantae, Streptophyta, Magnoliopsida, Asterales, Asteraceae. The record is from the annotation of a GenBank genome assembly.
AUGGGGCGGAGGUCUCGUAGAACCCAAAACUUUUAUGAUCAUCUCCCCAAGUUGUUUGGGUGCAAUCUAACUCUCUGCAAGUAUCUAGGAAACAUCACUAUCGUUAGGAGGAACUGGGAAGAUAUCAUUCUUGUAGAGGUCGGUGUGAGUGUUAUCUGGAGGGCUCACUGGAUUAUGGCACAAAUGUUCAUCGUGCUGAGGUCGAGAUUUCAUUGGAGAUGGCCCGGCGUGGUCACUAUCAGUGAAAGCUUUGACAUCAUAGAAUCCAAUGAUGCGAGUCUUCGCCCUCGUAAAGCCCGUAGGACUGUAUCUGUGGCCAGGCUUCUUGGCGAUAAUGGAGGUAUUCUCAAGGGUCAAUUUUCUAUGCUUGGGCAGAAAGAGAUAGUGGUGGUGCCUAGCUCUCCGAGGGCGUCACCAUCACGAAUCGUUGGUUCUUCCUUGGUUAUUCCUGAUUUUAGCUCUAUGCAUGGGGGUGCAUCAGGUUCACCUGAAGAUUCCUGUCAACGUAGGAAGCCUUCUAUGAUCGAUGGAACUAGGAAUUCAUCUCACUCCCUAUCUUUUGAGGGCUAG